This is a messenger RNA of Herpailurus yagouaroundi (jaguarundi), 618 nucleotides long. Its product is annotated as collagen alpha-1(I) chain-like. The record is from RefSeq and is a predicted model, not a curated record. Bases 1 to 618 code for a protein of 205 amino acids. The transcript is spliced from 3 exons. Lineage: Eukaryota; Metazoa; Chordata; Mammalia; Carnivora; Felidae.
AUGUCUCUCGAGUCCCGGGGGCUAGGAGUUCUUCCUCCUUCCAGCCCCCCGUCCCCGACUCGGGGCCCGCGCCGGCCCAGGGUGGCCCUGGGUCCCAGCCAGGCUACGGCUCUCACCGGCUACGUGACCUUGGGCAACGGAGACCUAGAGAGGUCCUGCCCUGCCCACCCUAGGGGAGGGGGCUACCCACCGGGUAGGAAAACGCUUUGUGAGCCGCUCGGCGCGGCGGGGACGCAGAGCUCACAGGGUAUCCGGGGCCGGACAAAGCUGACCCCAGACAACGCUCCACCCCCUCCGCGGGGCCGGAAGGCUGGACCACACGCCUUUGGGCCCCCCACCCCCGAAACCAACCCACGCCCCUCCCCGCCCGGCCCGCUCCGGGACCCCCCGCCUCUCCGGGGCCGGGCGGGCGGCGCCGUAGGGCAUCCUCUGCUGCGGCGGCUCGCGGAGGCGGGGAGGCAAAGGGCCGCCCGCGGGAGAGCCCUGCCCCGGGGACGGCCCCGCCCCCGGUCCGCCUCCGGGGCACAGACGCUGGCCUCCCGGGCCUGGCCUCGCGCCACCCAGGCCCGGCUGCGCCUGAGGCUCAGCUGCGCGGCUGCCUCGGGCGCCGGUGUUUGA